CUUCAGGCAUUCCUAACCUACCAAUCAAAAAGGUUAUUAAAUAUUUUGUAGCAGUAGAUUUUGUAGAUCCACUGUAGUUUUAAAAUCUUCAAAAUGCACACGUGUAUAAGUAGAGGAUCGUCUUAUAGCCCGUCCGGUUCAAUUGAAUAUACGCCUUUACAACUUGCAGCCAAAGAAGGAAACUACGAGGAAGUAGAAUUUUUGUUAGAAUCCGAAGAAAAUCCGUUGGAUACAGGACCAGAUCCUGCGUUACAUCUAGCUCUGCGGAAAGGACAUGUUGAAAUUGCAUUUCGUUUAUUAGAAAAGGGUGCCAAUUUUGAAAUAAGAGAUUCGUAUGGUGAUUAUCCCAUUCACAUAGCCUGUGCUAAAGGACUUUUAAACAUAGUUGAAAAACUAUCUUCCUUGGGAUGCAAUCUAGAAAAACCCAAUUCCAAGGGUUUGUUUCCGUUACAUUUGGCUGCCAAGAAGGGCCAUAUCCAUAUUGUCAGAUAUCUCUGUGUAGUUGGAUGUAAUAUUGAUGCCAGAAAUGCCGACAAUAUUAGAGCUGAUAUAACAGCUUUAAAGUAUGGUCAUCAGGAUAUAGCGGAUUUGCUGGAUAGGCUACGCCAUUCUGGCCAAAGGGAUCAUUACGUUAGACAGCUGGUUCCUACUACGAAGCCUGCCUUUAGGCUAAUUCUUAGAGUUCUUGGACAUUGCGCAGUGGGCAAAACAGCUUUUAUAAAAUCUCUACAUGCUGGUCUUUUCAGCUCGUUAUUCAAGAGAUCGAGUUCUCUUCAAAGCAACAAAUCCCGUCCAUCAUCUCCAAUAACAACACAAAUCGAAAUGGACGUUACCUCAAGACACAACUCGUUAACAUUCGAACCUCCAAUUCACUAUCACUCAACAAAAGGAAUUCACAUUCAAAACAUUGACAUUUCUGGUGUCGGUGACGUUACCGUUCUAGAAUUUUCCGGCCAGGAAAACUAUUUUCCUGUCUAUCAUAAUUUCCUGAGUCCGUCACCCAACGUGUUGACUGUAAUCCUAUUUAAUUUAGAAGACAGUCCAUUAGUACAGAUCCAACAGGUGUGCUUCUGGAUUAACUUCAUCCUAGCUCGACAACCUGCUGACUUGUUGCCUUCUUCAUAUGGAAAAGUUCACUUGGUAGCCACUCAUGUCGAUUUAACUCGUACUCCAAAAAAUCAGAAUGGUGAAUGGAUUUCAACAGAUGCACAAAAAACCCUUGAAGCUGUAAAAAAGCUCAUACCUCAUGUAUACAACUUAGAUCCUAACGUUUUAAUCGUCGAUUGCACUGCGCCUGCAUGCCACGGCUUCAAACAAUUCAAAGCUCUUCUAGCUUCUCUUAAACAUGCAUCUAGCACGUUAAGUGUAGGGAAUUGGACAGGUUUAAUGGAAUCCAUAGUGACAUUAUUAGGGAAUUUAAGGAAAGGCUUUGAACAAUUUCCUGUUUUAUUUAAAGAUGAUAUUUAUGAGAUAAUAAGAAACGAUGUUAAUCCUUUAGCGUCUGACGAUCAUAUUGAAGACGCCCUGUUGCAGCUUCAUAAAAUGGGAGAGGUAUUUUACACAGGCGAUUUAGUGGUAGUUUGUUUAACGUGGUUAGGCAAAAAUUUAAUUGGUGAACUAUUAUCAAACGAGUUUAUUUCCAACGCAAGAACUACUGGAGUUUACACUGCAGAUGAUUUUCAAGCUUGCUUUACUGAAUGCGACGCUCUCGGUACCAUACAACUCAUGGAAUCGCUUCAUUUAUGUGUACAGUGUCUCGUAGAUGAUGAUGUAGAAUAUGAAUUCCCAAUUUAUAAUCAAACGGAAACGCUUCCAGGACUUUGGGAUGCCCACGAUCCGAGGUAUAAGUCUGAUGAGACCAUCUAUGGAGGUAUACAAUUGCAUACUCCUCCGAAUACUUUACAUCUGUUAUUUUCAGUGUUUUCCCAUAUACAGGUAGAAUUGCGUAAAGCAACAUUGAACAAUCAAUCUAUAGACAACGAAACAGAUCUUUACCAGUGGUUCCGAGGAUCAAAAUUGAGUACAGAUAAUUUUGAAACUAUGAUAACAUUAAACAAACCACAAAUUCCUUCAGAGUUUAUAGAAGUGAAAAUUCGAGGAUCAGAAAGUUUCACUUCGGAUGUUUUUCAUUUUUUUAAUCAAGUUUUGGAAAUAAUCGACCAGGCCAUAUUAAUCGUUUGUCCUGGAAUUAUAAUUGAAAAGCACGUUUUAAGUCCUCAUGAACUUUGUAUUCACUGUCCAGAUCCAUACGUAUAUGAUCCGGCGGAUAUAUUUGCAGCUACAUUAGAUGCAGAAUCAGUCUUAGAUAUUGCCUUGUACAAUCCAAACAUUGACAUACACGAAAGUAUAACCAGUUUGAUAAUGUUUGGCGAUGCAGACUUAGCCAACGAAAUAGAGUGGGGCUGUACGUUAAAGAUAAAUGCGUUACCAGCUCCUGUUAAAUUAAAAGUUUGUGGUUUAUUGGAUCCACCAGAGCCUCAAGGAAAAGACUGGUGUUUACUUGCUUUUCGAUUAGGACUCGAAUCAGAGGUCAUAGCUUCACUUGAUUUACCACACACCAGUCGUACAAUGAGACUGUUAAAUGCAGUAGAUUGCACUAUAGGGGCUCUGAUAGCAAAUUUGCAUGAUUUAGGAAGAAAAGAUGUAGCGGACGUUGUAUUACGUUCUGCACCAUUAGUGCAUUUAGUGAAGAACUCAAGCCUUUUAGACUAGAAGUGUAGUUUUUUAAUUUUAAGUGUUGCAUAAUUAAAGUACAAAAAUUACAAAUCAACCUUAAAAUAAUUAUUUCUAUAUAAUGUUUCUCCAUGAUAACCGUAAUUUAGAUGCAUUUCUUAUAUUUCUUAAAAAUUUUAUACGCUAUGGCAAAUGUGAGUAAAUCAUCGGUGUUGCUCCUAUUCAUAAUUCUACUAAAAAAUUAGUACGAUCGAAAAAUUGUAAUUUCAGUUAUUUAAACUAUAAAAGAAACAUUAUUAAUUAAUAAGGAGCUUGUAAGCAGGACAGCCGUUCAAUGAAUAUAAAAAAUAAUUUUUAAAUUAUUCGCUAUAACAUCUAUUUAACAAUUUCUAUGCUUCAUGUUAAUAAA
Messenger RNA from Agrilus planipennis (emerald ash borer), 3082 nucleotides. Its product is annotated as death-associated protein kinase 1. The record is from RefSeq and is a predicted model, not a curated record. The transcript has 14 exons. NCBI's taxonomy places the organism in Eukaryota, Metazoa, Arthropoda, Insecta, Coleoptera, Buprestidae. Gene Ontology annotation, biological process: positive regulation of canonical NF-kappaB signal transduction; MyD88-dependent toll-like receptor signaling pathway. The coding region runs from base 94 to 2712 and encodes 872 amino acids. Gene Ontology annotation, molecular function: TIR domain binding.